Molecule: messenger RNA, 2283 nt
Organism: Maniola jurtina (meadow brown)
Lineage: Eukaryota; Metazoa; Arthropoda; Insecta; Lepidoptera; Nymphalidae
Product: MICOS complex subunit Mic60-like
Exons: 18
Coding region: 4-2112 (702 amino acids)
Biological process (GO): cristae formation
Cellular component (GO): MICOS complex
Source: RefSeq, a predicted model, not a curated record
CAGAUGCAAGACAGAAGAAAAAAAUGUAUGACAGUAUCGAAUUUUACAGCAAUGUUUAGAAUAAAUACAAUUUUAUGGACUGCAAGAUCUUUACUGCGUUACCGAUAUCUAGAAGUACGAACAGCAAGUGUGUCCAGAUGUAUGACGUCACAGAACAAAGUGCAAGUCCGGGACCCAUGUCCACCGCCGCCGCCGCCGCCACCACCAAAGCCGAAAGAUGACAGCGCCUUUUGGGCGGCUAUGGCCGUUGUAUUUGUUGCCGGUGGAUUCGUGGUCAUUGCUAAACGUUCUCCAGAGAUUCGCGAUUGGCUUACAAUCCACGCUCCAUGGUUCGACGACAUAAUAGCCGUAGCUUAUGAAGAGAACUACACGUACGGGGAGUUUGCCCAGCGAUGCUUGGAAGACCUGAAGAGCUACUUGAAGAUUGUCAUGAAGAACGAGCCCUGUCCGCCUGAGGGGGCUCCUAAACCGGCAAUAACCGUGCCUACAGAGGCUGAAGUCGAAGCUGAAAAAGAAGGAAAAAACGAUGACACAGAGGAUGGAGAGUCGUGUGUGAAGCCCCCGCCGAUCGUAGUAAGAAAGACCGCGUGUGAAAUUCUCGAGCGACUGAAAGAGCGCGGCAAUGAGGCGCUGAGUAACUACUACACUGCACACAGAGCCUGCCUACUUUACAACCAGAUUGUGGACGACACCAUGCAAAACUUUUCCAUAAAAACCAUGAAAGAACUCCAUGGUCACUUGGAGGAACGUGUGAAAUUAGUUACUGAGGCUGUGGAGAAGGCCAAAGAGGCAACUGCUAAUAUUGAAGAACUAACACGCUAUAUUGACUGUGGAGUCAUGGGACCUAAGGAUGAAGUAGAGAACCUCAAAAUUUUGAUGAAAGAUUACUUGCAGCAAAUAGAAGCUGCAAAUAUUCAAUACACAUGGGAAGAUGAUAAAUCCAAAGUGCUAGACGUUCAGUGGCAGAAGGUGGAGAGUACAAUAGAUAAGUAUUCGGAAGAAAACCAGACAAUGUUCCCAGAAAUAAAUUAUGAGCAGAAAAAGUUGCAGCUCAGUGGAGAUACUGACCUAUUACUCCAUCAUACCAGUAGAUAUACACGCCAACUGAAGGCGGAAUUAAAUGAUGUGGUGGAAGGAAUGACGGAAAGAGUUAAUAGAGCCUACGAAAUGCUGCCUCAGGGUGAGAAAGAGAGAAAAGAGAGAGAUGCGAUGGUGCAAUCUGUUCUCAAACAGAAGAGGGCUGAGAUGGACAAGGAGUUUAGUAAACGGUAUGCUGAUCAGCGAGAAAAGAAUGAUAAUAUAUUGAAAGACUCCUUGAGGAAGCAACUUGAAAGACACCAAGACACUUUAGAAAAGAGACUGGUCGAGAAAGAGAAAGAGGCUACCAGAAAAUUGGACAAGCUUGUCGCUGAAAGGGUGGCGUAUGAAAAGAAUCAAUUUGCCAUUGAGCUUAAAGAAAUGGCUAUGAAAUUAGCACUCAUUCAGGACAAACUUAAAGCAUGCUUAAAGAUAGAGCGAGAAACAAGACGAUCCCAAGAUUUGUGGGUUGCUGGAGCGUCGUUACUGGCAGCGACGAAGAAAGGUGACCCUUACGUUAACGUUGAUAAGGAGCUGAGGGCUAUUGAGAGAGCUUCAGGAGAUGGCGAUAAAUUAGUGACCACUGUAUUACAAGCGAUACCUCGAUCGGUGCGGGAGCAAGGAUUGGUACCAGAGAGUGUUCUAAAAGACAGGUACCACCAGAUGGAGGAUAUUGCCCUCAAAGUGGCAUUAGUGGAACAAGAAGGAGCGUCUUUUCCAGUUUAUAUCCUUUCGUGGUUGCAGUCGGCUUUACUUUUUAUGAAGUUGUCAGGAAUACCCCAGAAAGAGAUUGACAAUCCACCAAAAGAGCCUCCGUAUAAAGAACUGGACACUUUCGAGUUGUUGCAGAGAGCUAGGUUUUGGAUGGAGCGCGGUAAUCUCUCCAACGCUAUACGGUACAUCAGUGCUCUGGAAGGCGCGUCGCGGGCAGCCGCCUUGUCGUGGCACGACGCGGCACGCUCGCAUGUGGAGACACGACAAGCUGCCGAGGCCAUACUGGCACACGCUGUGGCCUUGGGCCUGCAGUAUAUCUGAACAGUUACGUAACACGUAGCAGAUUCGGAAGGGAGGCGAAAAAUUGGCACAUGUUUGGGGAAGGCUUUUGAAAAAAUUGAUUAAGUAAAGUGUUUUCUGUUGUUUUGUUAACAUCUGAAAUUGUAAAAUAAGUCUAUUUUAAAACAUUCAAUAAAAAUUGUACCAAUGUAA